CCAGGAUUACAGCACAGUCAGUGAGAAAUCAGAGAUGGGAGUCCAUGUCUGUGCCUUUCUCCUGCUCAGGAAAACCUCCAUGGGGAACCAUUUACUGCCUUUGGGGUGCAGGACUUGCUUACAUAGUAGAACUAACUCUGAGUAGAUGUUUGAGGUGUUGAUUGUGUGAUUAGAUUACUGUGUCACUGGUGAUUCAGAUCUUCCUGCUCUGGCCUGUGAAGCAUCAGGUGCCAACUCCUGCUGUGGCUGCUCCUGCUCCUGCUCCCGCUGCAAGUGUUAAAUUCCAAGGACUCACUAAAACUGGCAAGAUGAAGGUGAAAUGGACCCAAGUGGGUUUGGUGUUCUUCCUCGUUUUGUCACUGGUGAUGACAGGAUGCUUCCUCUGGCAAUACCAGCUGCCAAAACUGCUGCCAGAUGAUGAGAUGGGUCGGAAUGCCAAAUCAGAGAUGAUGUGUCCUCGCUUCCCCGAACCUCUGCCGCUGGAACAUCCUAUCCCCAGUCUGAAAGAGGCCCUGGAGAAGGUAGACGCUUUGCUUCGGCAGAGUGUUAACCCUAUCAGCCUUCCCUCUUUGUCGGCCAUCGUGAUCUUAAAUGACACUGUUUUGUGGACUGGCAACUUUGGAAAAAGGAAUGGCAGUGACCCUCUCUCAGGACCCCCCAGUGAGUACACCAUAUACAGAAUUGCAAGCCUGUCCAAAAUCUUUCCGACACUGAUGCUGUACAAACUGUGGGAGGACGGGAAGAUCGGCUCCCUGGAUGACCCUCUGGAGAAAUACGUGGAGAACUUCACCAUCAAAAACCCUCUGGGGAAGACGCGGGACUCUGAGCUGAAAUACGUGACAGAUGGCCUGAUAUUUCUGGACAGCGGGGAGGUUCAGAUCCGCUCGUCCUCUGUCACCCUGCGCAGGAUGGCCAGCCAACUCUCAGGCCUGCCCAGGAGACUUCGGGCCACGAGUCUGCUUUGGAAAGGAAAAACUCAAUCUGCAAUCAAUCUGCUGCAAGAUGAUGUCCUCGUCGCGGACCCAGGCACCAAAUGUCACUACAGCAACCUUGCCUUCUCGCUGCUGGCUCAUGUGAUGGCCGAGCGAGUGGCUGCCGUCAACUACCAGCGGUGGAUCACAGACAACAUCCUGGACCGGCUGGGGAUGGAGGACACCGGCUUUGACAUCACCCCGGGGCUCCAGGGCCAGAUGGCUGUGGGGGUUUACUCUAACGGAAAGCCUGCCCCGCUCUAUGACCUGGGCUGGUACCGACCUUCAGGUCAAAUGUUCUCCACGGCCGCAGACUUGGCCAAACUCGCCAUGGUGCUGCUGGGCGCUUACCACCGCAAGAUGCUUGAGCCAGACUCGUUGAAGAUCAUGCUGACCCCGCUCUUCAGGUGCGAUAAGGACUACUUCGCCAACCGCACCGGGACGCCGUGGGAGGUGAAUGAGCUAAUGGGCUAUGAGAUGCUGCGUAAAGAUGGUGAUCUGGACGGCUACUCUGCCACCUUCUCCCUGGUGCCCAGGCUAAAGCUCGGCCUGGUGGUGCUAAUGGCGGGCAGCCGAUCGCAGAACCAGGACCUGAUCACUAAGGCCUACAGCCACAUCAUACCAGCCAUAGAAAAAGCUUUCAGGGAAGCAAGGAAGGUCCUUUCUCCACCGCCAAACCCAGAACCUUAUGUUGGCUUUUUCACCUACAGCAACAUCACUUUCUACGAGAUCAAAGCCGGGGCAGACGGAGUUCUGAUCAUGCAGCAGUUUGGACCUCAGAUUGAAGAGCUCAUCCCAGAGAAGUACAGGACAAUAAAGCUCAACUUCCUGGUCGAGCGAGUCUUCAGAGUGGUUUUUGAAAAAGAGUACCCUUGUGUUUUGCGAGUCGGCACGGCCUCAGUGUCCCUGGAGGCCCAAGAUGGACAAUUAUUUAACUUCUACACAUUCGACAAGCGCGGUUUGUCCCCUGGUUUUGACGCGCCAGGACUGAACACGUACAAUGUGGUCAGAAUAGCCCGCAGGCCAACCUUCUCAAGCUGAACCGCCGCGAUGCUGCAGGCUAAAGCAAAGUGGUGUGUCCUUGGGAUAUGCGAGGGACUGUAAACAAAAAGGGGGAUGUGAAUAAUAAAAGACCAAGUGGGAAAACUGCAGACAAAGAUGAGAUUGUGCUCUUGAUUUACAAAGAGCACGAAGAGUCACAGCGAUAUGUAGAAUGUCCUGCACAGGAAAUUAAUUACUUUCUCUGCCGAGUGAUGUAUAUGACUGUCCUUCAUUAUGCCUCCCGACUGUUCACAUCAUGGUGAUACAGUACAUGUUUUUCCUGCCUUCUUUGAAACCACUUUUACAUUGUCACGGCCUCCUCUGUCCUUGAGUUUGCAUGAAUAUUUACAUUGAUCUCAUUUUCAAUUCUCAGACCAUGAUUGCAGCUCCCCCAAACUAAUCGGAUCAUACAUAUUCAUCCCCCAGUGGUUAGAGGGAACAAAAUGUUUCUUUGUGUUACUAUGACCUACUGUUUGCUUAUGGCAGGUUGAACCAGGAUGUUUUCACGACACACAUAAAUAUGCAUGAUGUUGAUUUAAUGUCAAGAAUCACGCACGGAGAUACAAAAAUGUUUUAGCUGCCCAAUGAGAGGCGAUUAAGGACAGAGAGGCUUUUGGUCGCCUGUGUGACCCUUUGCUGUUUAAUCCCUAAAAAAUGGACUCCAAUUUCGUCUCAACCUCUAACACCAAUAUGAAUAAUACACUGCUCUGAGUGCUGCAUGGAAAUGACAGAUUCAAGUGUACAAAAAUAACUCACAGGAGGCGAAGGCGGAUGUUUUACCUUUUAUAUUAUACUGCGUGUCUGAGGAUGUGAUAGAAACGGAAUGGAUAUUGAAAAUGUUGCUCGGUCUUGAAACACCAGGUGCAACGAGUGCAAUUGAGGGAAUGUGAAGAUAUAAAUCUACUGAGGCCACUUCAUCCGUCUGCGGAUGGAAAUAUUGGAACUGGCAUUCAACUAUGUAAUGCAAUGUUGUCACGGCCAACGAAGUGAAGCUCAUUCUGAUGGAUGGUACAAGUAGAAAAGCAGUCACGGGCCGUGCAGUAUUUUGAGCCACACUGAAACAAACUGUAUCAGCGUGCAAAGUCUGUUGAUUCUCUGCUGUUGUUGAGGCGUGUUAUUUGUGAUGUCAGAUGAGGCUAAUGCAGCCUUCAGAAAAGCCACAAUCACACAAUGCAAUCAUGAUGAUGAAUAAAACUUUCUGCACUCAUAUUCUAGUCGUCAAACCAAUCCAGGCAUUAACAGCUGAAAAACAAAAAUUGCUACAUGUGGACAGCUUAAACAUUUAUUUCUUUUUAAAUCAGGCAUUGCACAAGAGCCAUAAUCAGCAAUAACUUUGCAAACCACAGUGA
Epinephelus moara (kelp grouper) is the source of this 3361-nucleotide messenger RNA. It is a transcript of the gene lactbl1b, whose product is annotated as lactamase, beta-like 1b. The record is from RefSeq and is a predicted model, not a curated record. The coding region runs from base 309 to 2012 and encodes 567 amino acids. Lineage: Eukaryota; Metazoa; Chordata; Actinopteri; Perciformes; Serranidae. The transcript has 7 exons.